This is a messenger RNA of Corythoichthys intestinalis (scribbled pipefish), 808 nucleotides long. RefSeq lists its product as uncharacterized. The transcript is spliced from 5 exons. The coding region runs from base 3 to 638 and encodes 211 amino acids. NCBI's taxonomy places the organism in Eukaryota, Metazoa, Chordata, Actinopteri, Syngnathiformes, Syngnathidae. The record is from RefSeq and is a predicted model, not a curated record.
GAAUGGCACUCUCACGCUCCCUCUUCUUAUGCUACAUUCUCUGCACAGACAUAGUUGUGCCGGACAAUCCAGUGGUAGAGCUUGUAGUUACUCCGGACUACCCGGUGGCAGUGGGACAGAAGGUCAGCCUGAACUGCAGAGAACAAAGCUCCAAUUACACCUCCAAUUACACCUUUUAUUUCCAACGGAACGAAGAAGGUAUAUGGACGGAAGUGGCCGAGGGGACCAAUCGCACCCUGAGCGAGCCUCAGCAGAGCGGCCUGUACCGCUGCUUCGCUCAAAGGAAUGAAAACAGGUGGUUCAGUCCCAACCACACGGUCUAUAUCGUCUCCAUUCAUCCCUUCAUUGCUGGUCAAGAUAAUGUUGGAAUAGCUGCAUUGACUCUCUCUCUCCUGGCCCUGAUCAUAAACAUUACCAUUGUGUUUUGGCUGUGCUGGCAAAGGCCCAGAGACGUGGAAAGUGCUGCCGACACGGAAUCGAAAGGGUUUCAGAGGUCUGGAAAGGAUACAAAGGGAGGGCUUCCUCAGGUCGAAAACGAUGGACAGGUUUACAUGAAUUACUCCAACACAAACCUGACCUACACAGAUCUGGAUCCCACAGGGGUGAACCCAGAAAGCACUUACUCGGUUCUGCCAUGAACACAGAAAAAUAUAGAUUUACAAUCACUUGAAUAAACCCACUAUGUGAUUAAGUACAAUCUUCAUGUUGUGCUUCGUGUUGUCAAGCUGGUCACUACAGUACGGAGCCACUAAAGGGAGAUGAAAGAAAAGAAAAAAAAGGAAAAAACAAUUGACGUAGAAAUAAAAAG